Messenger RNA from Lactuca virosa, 644 nucleotides. Lineage: Eukaryota; Viridiplantae; Streptophyta; Magnoliopsida; Asterales; Asteraceae. The record is from the annotation of a GenBank genome assembly.
UUCUCCGAUCUUCUCUCUUCCGACCACCGUGAGCCUCCGAUCAAACAUCUAACACGAUCAUCAUCAUCAUCAUCAUCAUCAUCAUCAAGUCACCAUUGUUGUACUUAUUCUUACCUUGUAAGUUGUACCAGAAGCUAUGGAAGUUGUACUCAGAUUGGUGGAGAGUCCUACUCCUCCCUACUACGAACCACCGCAACACCAUUCCGAUUCAUCUCGUCCGACGUUAGGGUUUCCUCUCGGCACCGCCUUACUGUUAAUCAUCAUAUUCAGCCUCAGCGGUUUCUUCUCAUGUUGUUACCAUUGGGACAAGCUCCGCCAUCUCCGAGGAUCGAUGGCCGAAGCCGAAGCUGAUUCCGAUGACUCUCCUUCCAAACCAAAUCCUACAUUCGCGGAAAAGGAUAAAUUAGAGAAACAGAGUUUACCGGUGAUAAUGCCGGGAGAUCGGAUCGCGAAGUUUAUAGCAUUGCCGUCUCCGUGUAAACCGCCGCGAGAAGAGAAAAUCACGGUGGAAGUUGUUACGGAACCACCGCUGAAACCACCGCAUAUUGUUAUUCCGAUGAAUUAAACUCAUACUGAAAUUACUUCAAUUUCCUCUGUAUAUAUCGUUCUGAAAUAUAAAAUCGAAAAUUAAUUUUAUGAUCUCG